Messenger RNA from Lytechinus pictus (painted urchin), 3481 nucleotides. RefSeq names its product 26S proteasome regulatory subunit 4. Gene Ontology annotation, cellular component: proteasome regulatory particle, base subcomplex. Gene Ontology annotation, biological process: proteasome-mediated ubiquitin-dependent protein catabolic process. The coding region runs from base 218 to 1549 and encodes 443 amino acids. Gene Ontology annotation, molecular function: proteasome-activating activity; ATP hydrolysis activity; ATP binding. The transcript is spliced from 12 exons. The record is from RefSeq and is a predicted model, not a curated record. NCBI's taxonomy places the organism in Eukaryota, Metazoa, Echinodermata, Echinoidea, Temnopleuroida, Toxopneustidae.
GCGUAACUUGAUUUUCAACCAAUCAACAGCGCGCAUUUUUGACUUACGAUUGAUUUUUUGACGCAACUCUUUCUCAACGGGCCCCAGCUCUUCUUCAUUCGAGAAUUUCGCGCAUGCGCAAUUGUACCUGCAAAAACAAUACAGCAAUGCAAAGUCAUCGCGAGAAGGACCAUUUCUACACUUUGAUGCGACCGAAACUGUAGCGUAGCCGUAGAUCAUGGGUCAAAACCAAUCAGGAGGACCUGGCGGUGGUGGAAGGAAUGGUGACAAGAAAGAUGACAAGGACAAGAAGAAGAAGUAUGAGCCUCCAGUUCCAACCCGUGUCGGUAAAAAGAAGAGGAGAACUAAAGGACCAGACACAGCUAGCAAACUACCACAAGUCACCCCACACACAAAAUGCAGGCUCCGGCUUCUGAAGAUGGAACGCAUCAAAGAUUACUUAUUGAUGGAGGAAGAAUUCAUUCGCAAUCAGGAGAGACUCAAACCACAAGAAGAGAAAGAUGAGGAAGAGCGCUCGAAGGUAGAUGAUCUGAGAGGUACCCCAAUGUCAGUAGGUUCUCUAGAGGAGAUCAUUGAUGAUAACCAUGCCAUCGUCUCAGCAUCAGUAGGCUCAGAAUACUAUGUCAGUAUCUUGUCUUUUGUUGACAAGGAUCAGUUAGAGCCGGGCUGCACAGUCUUACUUAAUCACAAGGUUUUAGCUAUUGUUGGAGUGCUAGGAGAUGAUACAGACCCAAUGGUAUCAGUGAUGAAGUUGGAGAAAGCACCACAAGAAUCAUAUGCUGACAUAGGAGGUCUUGACACACAAAUUCAAGAAAUUAAGGAAUCUGUUGAGCUACCCCUUACCCAUCCUGAGUAUUAUGAAGAGAUGGGUAUCAGACCUCCUAAGGGUGUCAUUCUGUAUGGAGCACCGGGAACAGGCAAAACUCUUCUAGCUAAAGCUGUUGCCAAUCAAACCUCAGCCACGUUUCUUCGAGUUGUCGGCUCAGAACUCAUUCAAAAAUACUUGGGUGAUGGUCCAAAGCUUGUAAGAGAGUUGUUCAGAGUGGCGGAAGAGCAUGCACCAUCAAUAGUCUUCAUUGAUGAAAUUGAUGCUAUAGGAACAAAGAGGUAUGAAUCCAACUCAGGUGGAGAACGUGAGAUUCAGAGAACUAUGUUAGAACUUCUCAAUCAACUUGAUGGGUUUGACUCUAGGGGUGAUGUCAAGGUUAUAAUGGCUACUAAUAGGAUUGAGACUCUAGAUCCAGCCCUUAUUAGACCAGGACGUAUUGACCGUAAGAUUGAAUUCCCUCUCCCCGAUGAGAAGACAAAGAGGAGAAUUUUCAACAUCCACACCAGCCGCAUGACCCUAGCUGAGGAUGUAAACCUUGAUGAAUACAUCACCUCAAAGGAUGAUUUAUCAGGAGCUGAUAUUAAGGCUAUCUGUACAGAGGCGGGUCUUAUGGCAUUACGUGAGCGCAGGAUGAAGGUGACCAAUGAAGACUUCAAGAAGUCAAAAGAAAAUGUCUUGUAUCGAAAGACUGAAGGCACCCCAGAGGGACUCUACCUUUAAGAUUGAUGUCCAGAAUUUAUUAGUUAGAUGAGGAAGGGGUGAUUGAGGGGAGUGGGAGAUGGGGGGGGGGGGGUACCCAGGCAUGUUAACUUAUUCCAUUAAUGAAUUGUGUUCAAAGGCAAAAUAGUGUCUUUUGGGGGUUCCAAGACAUUUUCUCCAGUGACCAUCGCUCCGAUGGAAAGUCUGCAUGUUAAACCAAACAUAAAAUCUAAUUUUCAAAUUCAAAUAAACCCUAAUCCUUAUCUUUACAUUAUUCUGAAUCAAAAACUCUAUUACAAUCCUAACACUAACCCCAUGCAGUCUGAGAAAGUAAGACCAGAGAAAAUGUCGCAGGAGCAAAUGUCAUGUCACCCUAUUUUGUGCUGUUGUUACGUUCUAAUGUAAUUUUUAGGGUUGGAUUUAGCUUCUCUGAUUAGGGAAGUGACUACAAAAAUACUAGUCUUGUAUACAGCUGUGCCAUUCAUCUAUUGACACUGAUAUGUUAUCUCCCUUCCUAUAUAUUUAUCAGAAUGGUGUCCAGGGUAAACAUCUCUGAUUGGACAAUCAUUUCAUGGAACCUCAAAUAGAUUCCUUGGGCUGUUUGGAUAGGCACACCAGGAUAUAAACAUUUUUGUGUCACUGUCAUAAAUCAACUUUGCUGUUAGUUUUGUUGUAAGGAAAUGUAUUUGUUAUUCCGUGCAGGGGCCCGUUUCAUAAAGGACUUGCAACUACUAUGGCAACAGGGCUCAGCAGCCAAUCAAAUUCAAGGUUACCAUGGUAGUUGUCAUAAUGGCAAAGUUACAUCAGUUGUAACUCUUUAUGAAACGGGCCCUAGAAAUGAAGUGUGUUUUUUCUACUGUACUUGAAAAUAUUUUUAUUUCUACAUACAAGGUAGAAUGAAUCAUGGACUUUUGUACUAUAAAGAACUGUGAUUGAUCCAGAUCAAUUGCAAUGUCAAGAUUGAUCUCAAACAAUCUCAAAACAAGUACAUGUACACAAUUGAGAUUGAUUGAUUGAUUUCAUUUAUUUUCCAUUAAAAAUAUACAAAGUCAAGAAUAUACAAACAAACAUUACAAAGUAUAAAAAUGAGACAUUAUACAUAUGACGUAUCAUAUACAUACUUUUAAAAAAUACACAACAGUUCAUUAUAUGUAUAUAUAUAUCAGGAAAAUUGGAUGCCCAUGAAAGCAGUAUGCUUGUUAAGUUGGGUCACCCCAAAAAAUAUAUUAAUCGGUAAAUGAUAGAAUACAAAGAUUAAUCUCAAGAUGCAAUUAAUCUGAGUCAAUGACAGUUCUUUAAUAGACAGGGUCCAGGCUACAUCUUCCAAAUUAUUGAAAUACGAUCUUGUUUAUCCAAUUUACAUUAAUAUGGAAUUUUAUAUUGAAUAAUAUAUUCACAUAAGGAAAACAUGUUUGGUCAAAGUAUUGAUAUUGGGAUAUAAUUAACAAAUUAUCACAUGACUUAAAGUGGAGCGGGUGUUAUGUAGAUCCUGUGUGGUGUUUCAUAUUUUUGUUCAUAGGUAACACACAACUUCAUGCAUGCUUUAUGUUCUUAGUGCUAAGACAGAUAUAUAGGGAUAUAUGUGUAUCACAAAGCACAAGAAAAGGUCACAUGUCAUGUGUUAAGUCAUUAAAAAUGACCAGCUUUAGAAAACGGCCCCCUGGCAUGAUUGGUUUUGGUUUUGUAAUUUUGUCUAUUUUCAUUAUGAUAAGACCAAUUACAAUGUUUUACACUGUCAUUGUCAUUGCCAUAAUUGAAUGGACGUCGAUACUUGGAACUCGGUUUGCAUAUGUGACUUGUAGCUAUGACAGGUAGUUAUGAUGCAAGCUUUCAGCUUCAUUAGAGUGAUGAAUUAUAUGAGUAUUUUCUUUAAGAAUGUUCGGAUGCCAGUUUCCACGUGAGAGUAAAAAUUUAUGUACAACCAAGACUUAAUAAAAACACAAAAGCAAUCUA